This is a messenger RNA of Diaporthe amygdali, 477 nucleotides long. RefSeq lists its product as uncharacterized. The transcript has a single exon. Bases 1 to 477 code for a protein of 158 amino acids. NCBI's taxonomy places the organism in Eukaryota, Fungi, Ascomycota, Sordariomycetes, Diaporthales, Diaporthaceae. The record is from RefSeq and is a predicted model, not a curated record.
AUGCAUCGCAGACGCACGCCGUCCUUCGCAAAGGCUGGGCUUGCUGGCUUGGUGAAGAAGGAUCGGGAGACGCUUCCACUUCCUCCCAUGUGCUCCGCCGUGGCCCGUCCGAAUGUUAAGCCGACGAGGCCGUCACCAAGGGAGUCCGAGGAGCAUGCCCGCAGCGGCGGGGGAAAGAUGAUGCAUCGUGGGCUCACUCUGCGGCAACAAUGGGGCCACGGCAAUAUGUCCACAGUAGCCGGCAGCGAUCCUGGCCCAGAAUUCUGCCAUCUCAAUCAUCUCGCAUCUGUUCCGCAUUCCGCACCUGUGUCCGCAUCCUUCGCUGCGGCGUUGACAAAGCGCAGAGCCGUGCCCGUCUUCGCCCAGGCGGCGACCCUCGCCGAACACAUUGCUUCCAAGAUGUUUGGUGGCUCUUGUCCGCGCGGGGAUCUGGAACAUGGCGCAGAAACUCUCUCAUCUCAUCCCGUUCCAGCCUAG